AUUCUAUAUACUCCAAUCGGAGCAGUCGGCCGGGACGGGUUGGGAACUAGGGUUUACUGUUCUUCUUCGAUCGAUUAUCCCUCGCCAUGUCAACGGCGGCGCUGGUGGCGUGGCUCGCCCGCGACGUAUCGGCCGCGCGAGCCGCCGCCCACUUAGCCGCGGCCGCCGCAUCUCGUGCCGCGCGCUCCUCGGCGGUCGCGUCUCGUCCUUGUGCACGCUCGGCGGCCGUCGCAGCACGUCGCGCAGCACGCCAAGCCGCCGUCGCCGCAUCUCGCGCCGCACACGCGGUAUGUUACCUCGACGACUACGAGCCAUCAGAUGAUGGUCCUGAUCCAGGUGCCUUUUUGACGGAUUUUGAUGAGUCUGGUGACGAUUUUACGGACAAGGAUUUUGAGUCUGAUGAAGCUAUAUGGGCCUUGUAUGAGCGCUGGUGCAAGGCUUACGAUAAGAAGCGUGACCUUGCUGAGAUGACUCACCGGUUCAAGAUAUUCAAGCAAAAUGCAGAGGCUCUUCACAGAUCCAACGAGGGUGCUUCAAAAUAUGAGAAAAUAUAUUGUGGCCCAUACUGCGAUGGGUUCGAUGAGCAAGAGAGGGCUGAAGCUCUGCUUAAGUUUCGCCAUUUUCCCAGAGUUUGCGAAUAUAUAGAGUCGUUGGAGAUCGUCUUCCCAAAGUCGCGGGAGGUUGACUCCCCAAAUCAAUCCCCAUGAAUCACCUUUGAUCCCAAAACUGUAGACCAUCGUCAAAAAAAUGCCAUUGCUCAAAUGCCACUCUCAAAUUUUCAUUCUCAAAUAUCACCCACAUGUCAGUCUCUUUUUCCAUUUAAACAAAAGUGAUGUGAGACCAAAUGAUGUGCAAGGCUGACAUAUGGGUCUAAAUGACAUUUGGGAAUGAAAUUUUGGGAGAGUGGCAUUUGAAUACUGGUAAUUUGGGAGGAUGAAAAGAAAAGUAAAUUAUUCCCCUUAUGUGUAACAGCUUAUUUGUGUACUAAGCUUUGCCCUGGAAAACCGCAAUAAAUUAUAUUGCAUAAUAAAUUAUACUGUGUAGUUCAUGUUAACUAGCUUUGCAGUGUAAUGAAUUAUGUUUUGCCGUUC
Messenger RNA from Oryza sativa Japonica Group (Japanese rice), 1091 nucleotides. The record is from RefSeq and is a predicted model, not a curated record. NCBI's taxonomy places the organism in Eukaryota, Viridiplantae, Streptophyta, Magnoliopsida, Poales, Poaceae.